Strongylus vulgaris is the source of this 699-nucleotide messenger RNA. NCBI's taxonomy places the organism in Eukaryota, Metazoa, Nematoda, Chromadorea, Rhabditida, Strongylidae. The record is from the annotation of a GenBank genome assembly.
AUGGUGUUGCUUACUGGACGUCUCAGUGGUACCUCAGUAGUGGCUCAGAUCACCGCCUUCUUCGAGACAGUGCUUCAGCGAAAAGCUGGAAAAGAAGAUCUGCCACUGUACGGUAUCGAGGACUAUCGAGGUUUGCCGAAAGUACGUGUACGUUUCAUCCUGACCUUCGUCGACUAUGAGAAAGUAUUUGACAGUAUCGAGACUAAUGUCAUAGUUUUAGCGCUCGUCGACCAAGGAGGGGACCCAUCUUCCCUUAAACCAAAAAGGUGUUCGACAAGGCGACACCGUGUCGCCAAAGCUGUUGACGUCGCCAUGUACUGGGUGAUGGAAAUCACUGGAUUGGGACGAGAGAGAUAUACGAGUUGGUAUAUCACUGAAGCGGAAACGACGUUGAAAGAAGACGAAGAAGCAGAGACGUGGCCUGACACUGUGGCUACAUCGAAGGCACUUCGUACAACCCACAGAGCGCUGGAACGACGUGUUCUGAAGGAGGCCUCAACCGGAUGGGCUGACAUGUUUGUUGCACGGAUGGACCAGCUGAGUUCUCAGCUGGGAACGAGAAAUGGAUCUGUUCGCGAACGUCGCUGCCAGUUCAAUACCAACAUGUGGAUAACGCUAGCGAGAGACAGAAACGGAUGGAAGCAGUGCUGUAGCUGGGCGGUGGGUAUAGACAAGCCAUCUAACUACCAAAAUGAGUAA